GGGAGGAAGAGAGUUUCUCAAUUCAGAGCAAGCAACCAGGCCAGCAAAAGCCUAGCAACUUCAGUUCCAGGCAAAGAAGCAUGGGCAACAGCCUGCGGUGCUGCCUGGCCUGCGUCCUCCCCUGCGGCUCCUUCGACGUGAUCAGGAUCGUCCACCUCAGCGGCCACAUCGAGGAGUACACCCGCCCGGUCACCGCCGGCGAGGUCGUGGCCGCGCACCCCAACCACGUCCUGAGCAGGCCGUGCUCCCAGGGCGGCGCGCGGCGGAUCCUGAUCGUCGCCCCGGACUCGGAGCUGAAGCGGGGGUGCUUUUAUUUCCUCGUGCCGGCCUCGUCGGUGCCGGAGAAUAAGAGGAAACCACUGCAGCCGCAGCGGAAGAAGGCGCGGCCCAUGAAGACUGCGCCGAGCACUGCCAGUGCUAACGCGACAAAAGACAACGGUGACAGGUACCUGGCGGAGGUGUUGUCGGAGGGCAAUGCCAGCCUGAAGCGCCGCCGGAGCGUCCGUGCGACGGUGUGGCGGCCACACCUUCACAGCAUCAUCGAAGAGGCUAAUGACUCAUGAGUGGGAUCUUGUUCUCUUCAUGGCAUCUGCCUAUGAGGCUGCUUACUCCCUCUCUUUUCUUGUGUACAUACGGAUGCAGCAGCCAUGGUGGCUGUGCAUGGUAUACCAUUUGCACGUUUGAUCCCUGAGUUUUAGGUGAGAGGCGAUCCCCUUUUUGCCUCUCCGAUUUGCUCCUUCUGCUUAGUUUUUCGCUCUCACCACUGCCGGAUCAAGCGGUCUUGAAACCGGUGAGAGUUACCGAAUAGGAUCAGAAGGAGAAACUGGGA
Molecule: messenger RNA, 829 nt
Organism: Phragmites australis (common reed)
Lineage: Eukaryota; Viridiplantae; Streptophyta; Magnoliopsida; Poales; Poaceae
Exons: 1
Coding region: 81-563 (160 amino acids)
Source: RefSeq, a predicted model, not a curated record